AAUUGUAUCAUGCGGUGUUUGUUUGUAGAGGCAGCGAGGUAAUACCCAGUCUACUGUAACACUUUUAACAACUGCUUUGUUAUGAACAAUGUUCACUCGGAUCAUAUAAUUGUGAUUAGAUGAUAAUAAAAAAAAACCAUUUACAUGUAUUUACUGGAACAUUGAACAUCGCAGCUCACCAUCCUCGUCAUCAUCAUCAUCAGCAUCAUCCUCCUCCUCCCCGUGUGCAAGGAGGGACUGAUCAAUUCUCCCACAAUGCACUGCGCAUCUGUCAUGGCUGCUCGCCGGUGCCGCUCGCGCCACAUGGGUCGGAAAUAAACACUCGCGCGUCGCGUGACUGAGAGACGAGCGACAUUUAUCGGCGCGUCGAUAAAAAACAAGAACAAAAGUGCGAUUGAUCGUCGUCUGUGGGAUCCGGGACCGUCCCGACCGGAGGCGGCUGUAGAGGAGGAGGAGGAGGGCGAGGAGGGGGGCACCGGAGGUGAUCCGUCAUGCCGCUGGACGCGGAGAUCCCCGUGCUCCGAGGCUUCCUGACACCGGGCGAGGCGACGGCAUGGAAGCGGAGUGUUCACAGGACUGCAGAGACGGGCUCUCUGCUGGAGUCCCUGAUGGAGGGGGACUUCGAGGCGGUGCUGUUGAGCCCGCAAGUGUUGGAUCUGCUCGGCGGCGAUGGCAGCUGCAGCGAGGGGGAGGACAUCGAGGCCUACCUGGAGAGACGGGUCCUACUUUACCUGACCGGAGGCUCCGACGGCGACCGGACCGACAGGGAGCUGACAGCGAUGGCCCUCGCCGUCUCCUGCCUCCAAAUGUUUGUCCAAAGUAACUGGACCGGUCCUCCGGUGUCCGUCCAUAUCUCUGACCUGCUGCCCUCGGCCCUGCUCUCCUCUCAGCCCCAAACCUUGGUUGAGGCGAUCCACUCCAGCCUGCUGCUGGACGGGGAGUCGGUGUACAGCCUGGUGGCCAACCCCUUCCUGCUCCUGCUGGCCAGCAUUAUUCUCACCAAGUGCUCCUCCAAGAUGGAAAGCCUCCAGCUGCUGCCCUGGUGGACCCUUCGCUACAUCAACCUGCAUCAGCAGAUCCUGGAGGCCCCUUCUCCACAGCUCCUCAACUCGGCCCAGAGCAGCAUGGACAAAGUGCUGAAAUGCCUGCCUCUGCUGUCGGAACAGAGAAACCUUGUUAUCCAGUUCCACCUGGAGUGUGUCUACAUGAAUCUGACCUACUACGAGUACCAGCCAGCCAAGGAACACAUCCAGAAGGCGCAGGAGCUCUCAGGCCUGGACAUCAACACGACUGGUGCCCUUGGCAAACGGACCCGUUUCCAGCACAAGAACUUGGCUCAGCUCAUCCUUGAGGUCCACAGAAAGCAGGACCGGCCCGACCAAUUGGUGGAUGAGGCCACUCCCACUCCCACACCUGAGGCCAGCCUACCUAAGGACUACCUUCUGGGUGACGACACUGUGCUGGACAAGAUCAGUUUAGUGGCACCAGACCAGUACGAGCUGCCAGACCUCAGCGCAGAGGAGCAGGCCGUCAUCCUAGGCGUCUGCACCGACUUCCAGAAGAAUAACCCUGUCUACAAACUGACUGAAGAGGAACUCCUCGCCUUCACAUCUUGUAUACUGUCUCAGCCCAAGUUCUGGGCUGUAGAAGUCUCAACGCUUUGCCUCAGGACCAAACUGGAGAGAGGACGCACCCGGUGUGUUGAGAGAGCCAUGAUGCAAACCCAGGCGUUAGUAGACUACUUUGACGACAAGAACUGUCCAGCGAGUGAGCGGCUCAAAGUCUUCUACUGUUGCCAAGCCCCGCCCAUAUGGGCCGUCCAGAAACAGCUGGCCAGCCUGCUGACGGACCUCGGCUGCGUCAGUUCAGCUCUGCUCACUUUUGAAAAGCUGGAGCUCUGGGAGGAUGUCGUUAUCUGCUACGAGAGGCUGGGCCAACAUGGCAAGGCUGAGGAGAUCGUUCGCAGGGAGUUGGAGAAGAAGGAGACGCCCAGUCUGUAUUGCCUCCUGGGAGACAUCUUGCGGGACCAUCAGUACUACGACCGGGCGUGGGAGCUGUCGGGCAGACGCAGUGCCAGGGCCAUGCGCUCCAAAGCCCUGCUGCACCUCCGCGACAAGGAGAUCCAGCAGUGCACAGAGUGCUUUGAGCAGUCGCUGAAGAUCAACACCAUGCAGCUUGGUGUGUGGUUUUCCCUCGGCUGUGCCUACUUUACUCUCGAGAGCUAUGAGGGAGCUGCCAGGGCUUUCCAGAAGUGUGUGGUACUCGAGCCAGACAAUGCAGAAGGCUGGAACAACCUCUCCACAGCUUACAUUCGCCUACAUCAGAAAACCAAAGCCUUCCGUACACUGCAGGAAUCCCUGAGGUGUAACUACGAACACUGGCAGAUCUGGGAGAACUUCAUUGCCGUGAGCACUGACGUUGGGGAGUUUGCUGAAGCCAUCAAAGCCUACCACCGUCUGAUGGACCUCAGGGAAAACUUCAAGGACAUCCAGGUUCUACAGAUACUGGUACGAGCAGUAGUUGAAAACCUGACCGACAGCCAGGGGGAACCGGCAGCUUCCUACAAGUCUAAACUGAAGGAGCUCCUAGGUCGGGUCAGUUCCCGCCACAGCAGCGAUGCUGAGAUAUGGCAGCAGUAUGCGCUGCUGUACGGUGACGGCCACAGCUCCAGCCCAGAGGACAAUGAAAAGGCACUACAGUUCUUGUCCAAGGCUCAUCGCUGUGAGGUGCAGACUGUGGGCUGGGAGAAAGAACCUGGUCUCUUUAAGGAGGUGAUGAAAAGAGCCGUUGACAUGGGAGAAGGAGUUCGAAGUAGAUAAGUCCAGGCUUACCAUGACCUACCAGGAUUCCAGAGCCGACCUCGUCAAGGACGCCGGCAUUACAACUAAGUCUGGGUGGAAAUGAGCCGCAAAGAACCACUGUACAACAAGCAGAGUGCUCUCUCGGGACACAAUUGGACUACCCUUCACUGGAAAACAAGGCCUUGGGGCAUCCCACUUCCAACAGUGGGCCAAUGCAAACCCCAAGGAGAAAAGAACCAAACAGAAGUGGGGAACCUGAAGAGGGUAGAUGAGAACAAGAGCUGUGGAACUGGUGGCACAAGGAGCUUGGACAAUGUGAGACCUCCCCCAAAAGAAAGAUCCCUUUCACUGGUCCAAGGCAGGUACACCUGGCACCAUGACAAAAUUUAGUGAUGCUUGUUGACAUCUUGGAGCAAGAAAUAAGGAAGAAACAUCAGGCCACAGUUUUACUUUUUGUUUAGGAAGGAGAAAACCCGCUUGGAAAACCCCCUUUACUUCAGGCAGCUAUUGGAAGGGAGAUGGGAGUUGACCUGGGAAGGAAGUUCCAUUUCCCAGACGUCGCACUGUCCACUUCCCUGAGGCCAGCUGUGGAGAUCUGGUCAAUGGAAGGGAGGAGCUGACCGGACCAUGGGAGGAAAGCUGUGGGGAGAUUGCAGAACAAAAGACCAGCAGAUACCAACAGUCGGUCAAUGAUUGCAAAGACCAAGACAUUCUUAUUUCAAGUCGGAGGUGGGCUGCCGGUGAUUCCCUCCACAGUCUGUGAGGAAUCUUCUCACUAUGAUGGGAGUAAGAGGUCAUAACAGACGGGAAGCAGUUCAAAGCUUGGGAAGCUGAGAGAACCUCCCCUUGGCUCUAGUUUGAAAGGGAGGAGUAGAGCUGGACGCCAGGAGGAUAGGGGGAGUGAGCUGGCCACCACUGCUCAUUCACCAACCAGAGAGGAUUAUGGUUAAGGGUCGAAACACUCAAGCAAGGUCGCGCACCACCGGAAGACCUCUUCUCCUGCGCAAAGCUUCAACUGCACUAACCAGGACUAGUUUGGAGGGCAGCCUAGAGAUGUAUCUAUAUCUUUCAAACAUUAAAGCACGUAAACCUUUCUAGGUCAGAUGGGAAACCUGCCCUUCAACUGUUAGCUGGGGUGACCUUCUGCCAACCACACAGUUAACAGUCAGUACGGGUUCCUCAGGGGGCAGAGGAGGUCGAGAGGAUGGAGGAAUGAGGACGAGUGAAGGGAAAUAGGAGAGAUUUGUCUCUGAUUCCACUUGAGUUUCCCCAGAUGUUUUCAUUAUAGCCAGACACACGGCGCUGAAUUAAACAUUAGCGGUGCAGUCGGGAGCUGCCCCGAAAACAACAUUGAUGUAUCUGGUGGUAAUAUGUUUGCGCUGUCUAUCAGAUGACCUCUCGCCUCCACCCUCCUCCUCUUUAUGCUGCAGAAAAACGAUGUCAUAUUGGUUUGCGUGUUGUUGUGACAAACACUGGCAGCAGCAGUGAUGGUUUCCCUCUUCAACAUUAUGCAUACACUUUCAUCAAUGUUGUAUUUGGAUUCAAGGAUUUUAUCAUGUAAAAUCUAGAAUGUCCCGUGUGCAGAUGUUAAAUGCUGAUUGUGAUGUGGGUUUUCAGUGCAGUGUUUCCAUGACCUUAAAGCUACAGUGUGUUAUAUUUAGAAGGACGUAUUCACAGAAAUUGAAUAUAUCGUCCAUAAUUGUGUGUUCAUAUAUGUAUAAUCACCUGCAACAAAGAACCAAUGUUUUUUCGUCAACUCUGAAUGAGUUAAAUAUAGUAACAUGAGGUGGACCCGACCUCCGUGUGAGUCGCCAUGUUUGCUACGUCAUGUUAAAUAGGUUUGCAGUAAACAGUUCCAGAAUAUGUCGCAUUCGCGUUGAAUUUCCAGCGUUGCCGGAAAUUGAAUUAGCGGUGCGCCACCAUAAAGUGUCCCCCGUCGGGUGCUCAGUUGGCAAUAUCAGAUAACAAUACUGACUCAUAGCAGCUUCAGUCUCAGUAUAUUAGGAAAACGUCAACAUGCCACAUUGGUGUGUAAAGUGAUGAGCAUGUCAGUUUCCCAACCUCUCACCCUGGACUACACGUUCU
Molecule: messenger RNA, 4886 nt
Organism: Scophthalmus maximus (turbot)
Lineage: Eukaryota; Metazoa; Chordata; Actinopteri; Pleuronectiformes; Scophthalmidae
Gene: ttc27
Product: tetratricopeptide repeat domain 27
Exons: 19
Coding region: 492-2819 (775 amino acids)
Molecular function (GO): protein binding
Source: RefSeq, a predicted model, not a curated record